GCUUUUUUGGGAGUCCCGAUAAUACAUUGGAGAAGUAAACCAUCAAUAAAAGCAAGGCAAGCGUUCCUUAUCGUCUCCAUUCGUUCCUGAUUCUCCAAUCUCCGUCGACAAAAAAGGCUCGGCAAUGGUUGCAACUCCCUUCUAUUGGGCGUCCUUGCUGCUCUUAUUCUUGGGAGCGGCGGUAGCUGAGGUCAGUACAGCCGAACAAGUUCCAAGUAUCAAACUUAACUCUCAUAUCCUUCAGGAGUCAAUCAUCAGAAAGAUAAACGAAGACCCUGAGGCUGGAUGGCAAGCUGCCAUGAAUUCUCGCUUCUCUAAUUAUACCGUUGAGCAAUUUAAGCACAUUCUUGGAGUCAAACCAACACCUCGAAAGGAUUUGCAAAGCACCCCUCUCAUAACUCAUCCAAAAUCCUUAAAGUUGCCCAGUAGUUUUGAUGCAAGAACUGCUUGGCCACAGUGUAGUACCAUUGGAAGAAUUCUAGAUCAGGGUCACUGUGGUUCUUGUUGGGCUUUUGGUGCUGUUGAAUCACUAUCAGAUCGUUUUUGCAUACACUAUGGCGUGAACACAUCUCUGUCUGCCAAUGAUCUUGUAGCAUGCUGUGGCUUUAUGUGUGGAAGUGGCUGCGAUGGGGGCUAUCCAAUUUAUGCAUGGCGAUACUUUGUCCACCAUGGUGUUGUCACUGAAGAGUGUGACCCGUACUUUGAUAAUACUGGCUGUUCCCACCCUGGCUGUGAGCCUGCAUAUCCCACUCCCAAGUGUGUUAGGAAAUGCGUAGAUAAGAACCAGCUGUGGAGGGAUUCAAAGCGCUAUAGUGCUAGUGCAUAUAGAAUCAGUUCUGAUCCCUACAGUAUUAUGGCAGAAGUUUACAAGAAUGGACCAGUUGAGGUCUCCUUCACCGUUUAUGAGGACUUUGCUCACUACAAAUCUGGAGUUUACAGACACAUUUCAGGUGACGUAAUGGGAGGUCAUGCUGUAAAGUUAAUUGGCUGGGGGACAACUGAGUCCGGGGAUGACUAUUGGAUCCUUGCAAAUCAGUGGAAUAGAAGCUGGGGCGAUGACGGGUACUUCAUGAUCCGAAGAGGGACAAACGAGUGCGGUAUUGAAGAUGAUGUGGUUGCUGGUUUGCCUUCAACCAAAAAUCUCAUAAGAGAGGUUGCAAGCGAGGAUGCUGUUGCAGAUGUUUCAGCUUGAAAGAACGUUGUUUAUCCGACAAGAACUUCUGCUUGCUGGCUGUUGUGAGCUGGAAGUGACAAAAUAUGGGUUAAUUAUGCCAUCAUGGUAUCAAAAUGAUGGCAAUCAGAAGCUGCUUGGGUGUGAGAAUGGACAAAGAUUAUAGUUGGUUUGUACAAUAAUAUUGACAUCGGGGCUUCAAAUCACCUAUACGCAAAGAACAAGUUUAUAUUAAUGCAAUCACGAUAUUAGCACAA
Molecule: messenger RNA, 1428 nt
Organism: Juglans microcarpa x Juglans regia
Lineage: Eukaryota; Viridiplantae; Streptophyta; Magnoliopsida; Fagales; Juglandaceae
Product: cathepsin B-like protease 3
Exons: 11
Coding region: 125-1192 (355 amino acids)
Biological process (GO): regulation of catalytic activity
Cellular component (GO): lysosome
Molecular function (GO): cysteine-type endopeptidase activity
Source: RefSeq, a predicted model, not a curated record